GGCGCUUUACGGCUACCGUCAAGUGCGGAGCUAGGCCAGCGGGCGGGGCCGAGUGGCUGCCAUGGCGGCGGCGAGUCGGCUCCCCAGCACCUGGGCGCUCCUGGUGCCGCUGCUUGUGGGGCUCGCGCUGCUAUUAGUCGGGCCGGCCCCGGCGCGGGCGCUGCACAACGUCACGGCCGAGCUCUUUGGAGCAGAGGCCUGGGGCACGGUAGCGGCCUUCGGAGACCUCAACUCCGACAAGCAGACGGACCUCUUCGUGCUACGGGAAAGAAAUGAUUUAAUUGUCUUUUUGGCAGACCAGAACGCACCCUAUUUUAAACCCAAAGUAAACCUAUCCUUGAAGAAUCACAGUGCAUUGAUAACCAGUGUAGUCCCUGGAGAUUAUGAUGGAGAUUCACAAAUGGAUGUCCUUUUGACGUAUCUUCCCAAAACUCAUGCCAACAGUGAUUUGGGAGUUGUUAUCUUCUGGGGACAAAAUCAAACAUUAGAUCCUAACAAUAUGACCAUACUCAAUAGGACCUUUCAAGAUGAACCACUAAUUAUGGACUUCAAUGGUGAUUUAAUUCCAGAUGUAUUUGGUAUCACAAAUGAAUCCAACCAGCCACAGAUACUACUGGGAGGGAAUUUAUCAUGGCACCCUGCAUUGACCCCUAAAAACAAAAUGCGAGUUCCACAUUCUCAUGCAUUUAUUGAUCUGACUGAAGAUUUUACUGCAGAUUUAUUCCUCACUACACUGUCUGUCUCUGAUACCAUCCAGUUUGAGAUAUGGGAAAAUUUGGAUGGAAAUUUCUCUGUCAGUAGUACACUGGAACAACCUCAAAAUAUGAUGGUGGUGGGACAGUCAGCAUUCGCAGACUUUGAUGGGGAUGGACACACAGAUCUCUUACUGCCAGGCUGUGAAGAUAAAGAUUGCCAGAAAAGCAUUAUCUACUUAGCAAAAUCUGGAAAAAAGCAGUGGAUCCCAGUGCUACAGAAUUUCAGCAAUAAGGGCACACUCUGGGGCUUUGUACCAUUUGUGCAUGAACAACGACCAACGGAAAUACCACUUCCGAUUACCCUUCAUAUUGGAGACUACAACAUGGAUGGCUAUCCAGAUGCUCUUGCCAUACUGAAGAAUACAUCUGGAAGUAAUCAGCAGGCCUUUUUACUGGAGAAUGUCCCUUGUAAUAAUGCAAGCUGUGAGGGGGCACAUCGUAUGUUUAAAGUCUACUGGGACCUGUCGAACCUAAAUCAAAUCAGAGAUGCCAUGGUUGCCACCUUCUUUGACAUUUAUGAAGAUGGAAUCUUAGACAUCGUAAUACUAAGUAAAGGUUAUACAAAGAAUGAUUUUGCCAUCCAUACACUGAAAAAUAACUUUGAAGCGGAUGCAUAUUUUGUUAAAGUCAUAGUUCUCAGUGGUCUCUGUUCUAAUGACUGUCCUCGUAAGAUAACGCCCUUUGGAGUAAAUCAACCUGGACCAUAUAUCAUGUACACAACUGUAGAUGCAAAUGGUUAUCUGAAAAAUGGUUCAGCUGGACAACUCAGCCAGUCAGCACAUUUAGCUCUCCAACUACCAUACAGUGUGCUUGGUUUAGGUCGAAGUGCAAAUUUUCUUGAUCAUCUUUAUGUUGGUAUACCCCGUCCAUCUGGAGAGAAGUCUAUACGAAAACAAGAGUGGACUGCAAUCAUUCCAAAUUCUCAGCUAAUUGUCAUUCCAUUCCCUCACAAUGUUCCUCGAAGCUGGAGUGCCAAACUCUAUCUCACACCAAGCAACAUUGUUCUACUCACUGCUAUAGCUCUAAUCGGUGUCUGUGUUUUCAUCUUGGCAAUCAUUGGCAUUUUACAUUGGCAGGAAAAGAAAGCAGAUGACAGAGAAAAACGACAAGAAGCCCAUCGGUUUCAUUUUGAUGCUAUGUGACCUGCCUUUAAUAUUACUUAAUGGAAUGGCUAUUCACCUGAUUAAAUAAAUUCUGGCUUAUAGAAGAAAUUAGGGAUUGUUUUGAAUGUUAUUUAUAAAUGAUGCAUCCCUUGGUAAUUAUUGGAAAGUAUUUGAAUAAAUAUGGUCUGAAUGUGCCACAAGUUUUUUUUUUUCCUCAAGCACUUUGUAUAAAAUAAUUUUGGUUCUUUAUUGAGUGGUGGUGUAAAUUUUUGUCCCUUUGUGAAAUGUGUUGCAUGUACUUAGGUGUUCAUAUAUUUAUAAUCUUACUCAAAUAAGGAUGAUGGAAAAAGAAAUGUGUAAAUAAAAAUAUUAAAAUG
Molecule: messenger RNA, 2235 nt
Organism: Orycteropus afer afer
Lineage: Eukaryota; Metazoa; Chordata; Mammalia; Tubulidentata; Orycteropodidae
Gene: ITFG1
Product: integrin alpha FG-GAP repeat containing 1
Cellular component (GO): plasma membrane
Source: RefSeq, a predicted model, not a curated record